AUGAAUCUCAAAGAAAUUGCGAUUGCAGCGGCUUUCAGUGUCAGAACAAGCAUUGCGAAGAAUAAGAAGAACCGGAAAGUGAAAAAAGUGCAAUUUUGGACGGGUAUUCCGAUGUGUCGUGUUUUUCUUCCAAUUUUUCGUUCCAGAGGACGUCCGAGUCGAGCGGAAUCUUGCGGAUCGUCAUUUUGCCUUGUAUCGAAAAGCAGAAAGAAUACGUUCCAUCCUCUUCAUUCAUUCACGUGCGCCGAUUGUGUGAGGAAAGUUCAUUCGGUUUGCGCUUUCCGAUUCACGGAUGAAGACGAAUACGAACUUCCCAAUACGACUGCAAAAUGCCUCGACUGCAGCGAUGGAGCCAAUAUGUCACACGACACCCGGAAAACACUCCUCGGACGACUCACUUCCAAAAUCGAUGCAGAGUUGCAAGAGGAUACUCUCAUUCUUCAGGAAGCCGCCGAAUUAAUGGAAGAGCUCGAGAACAACCUGCAAAAAUCAUCGGGACCUACUCGGAGACGAUUCGAAAAAGCUCUGCGUUCUUUCGGUGUCGACCAAAGAGCGUGGCUCCAGGAGUUCAACGGAAACAGCAUCCGGAAAAUUCUCCGCUCAGUGAAUACUGCGAAACUGCUCGCAGUUUUCCCCCCGAAUCCAUUCAUCACAAAGAUUGUCAUGGAGAAUUUGGGCUAUCUCAUGUCCAGUGCGGACACAUCGGCGAAAACGGACUCCGAAAUCGAUGAAAUCGAGAGUCACGUCAAUUCUCUCGUUCGGAAUCUUCGCAGUGCGAUGCCGGAGGCCGUUGUUACUCCUAAACUGCACUUGAUUUGUUCGCAUUUGAUCCCUUGA
Molecule: messenger RNA, 837 nt
Organism: Caenorhabditis sp. 36 PRJEB53466
Lineage: Eukaryota; Metazoa; Nematoda; Chromadorea; Rhabditida; Rhabditidae
Source: the annotation of a GenBank genome assembly